Sphaeramia orbicularis (orbiculate cardinalfish) is the source of this 3950-nucleotide messenger RNA. Its product is annotated as serine/threonine-protein kinase OSR1-like. Gene Ontology annotation, cellular component: cytoplasm; cytosol. Gene Ontology annotation, molecular function: protein serine/threonine kinase activity; ATP binding. The transcript is spliced from 17 exons. Bases 150 to 1724 code for a protein of 524 amino acids. The record is from RefSeq and is a predicted model, not a curated record. Gene Ontology annotation, biological process: negative regulation of potassium ion transmembrane transporter activity; intracellular signal transduction; peptidyl-threonine phosphorylation. NCBI's taxonomy places the organism in Eukaryota, Metazoa, Chordata, Actinopteri, Kurtiformes, Apogonidae.
GACAGGAGCGGUAGGAGUUGUCAGCGGAACAGCAGCAGCAAGAAGCAUCAUCGGUGCCGAAUGGAGUAAUGAAAAAGAUAUUAUAACAGACAGACAGCGUCUCUGCUUUCAUUUCAAACCCUUGUUUUUACCGAACAAACAACGACACCAUGGCGGACGACCAGACCUCUCAAUCCUGGUCAAUCGACAAGGAUGACUAUGAGCUCAAUGAGGUGAUAGGGAGUGGAGCCACUGCAGUUGUUCAGGCAGCCUAUUGCAAACCCAGAAAGGAGAAGGUAGCCAUCAAACGUAUCAACCUGGAGAAGUGUCAAACAAGCAUGGACGAGCUCCUGAAAGAGAUCCAAGCGAUGAGCCAGUGCCACCAUCCAAACAUUGUGUCUUACUAUACGUCCUUUGUGGUAAAGGACGAACUGUGGCUGGUGAUGAAGCUGCUCAGUGGUGGUUCCGUGUUGGACAUCAUUAAGCAUAUCAUAUCUCGUGGCGAGCACAAGACCGGAGUAUUGGAUGAGGCCAGCAUUGCUACCAUCCUGAAAGAGGUCUUGGAAGGGUUGGAGUACCUUCACAAAAACGGGCAGAUUCACCGGGAUCUAAAGGCUGGAAAUAUCCUUCUAGGGGACGACGGCUCUGUGCAAAUUGCUGAUUUUGGUGUGAGUGCCUUUCUAGCAGCAGGAGGAGACAUGACUAGGAAUAAGGUUAGGAAGACAUUUGUGGGGACACCGUGCUGGAUGGCGCCCGAGGUCAUGGAGCAGGUUCGUGGAUAUGACUUCAAAGCUGACAUCUGGAGUUUCGGUAUCACUGCUAUAGAGUUGGCCACCGGCGCUGCACCAUAUCACAAAUACCCACCCAUGAAGGUGCUGAUGCUGACUUUGCAGAAUGACCCUCCCUGUUUGGAGACCGGAAUCACAGAUAAGGAAAUGGUGAAGAAGUACGGCAAGUCCUUCAGGAAGAUGCUUUCCCUGUGUCUACAGAAGGAUCCUGAAAAACGGCCGACUGCUGCUGAGUUGCUGAAGCACAAAUUCUUUACAAAGGCCAAGAACAAUGAGUACCUGCAGGAGAGGCUCCUCUAUAAAGGCCCGUCAAUAUCAGAGCGAUCAAAGAAGGUACGUCGCGUGCCAGGUUCGAGUGGUCGCCUCCAUAAGACGGAGGACGGUGGAUGGGAAUGGAGUGAUGAUGAACUGGACGAGGAGAGCGAGGAAGGCAAAGCUGCGGUGGCAGCUUUGCGGUCACCCAGAGUGAAGGACGGCUCCCAGAAUAUGGAGAUUUUCCCGCCGACAGAAGGCUCCACAGGUCAUUUACAGCCGGUCCCUCAAACACAUGAGAGCCCCGUGAAUGUGGCCCAGUCUGGGGAGGACACCCCCCCACAGGCUCCCCCCAGCACGGCGAGUCCCUCACAUGUACCCACUGCUCAGGAUCAGGUUGCAGCCAAUUCCAGUGUUCCCAUCAGCCUCGUGCUGCGACUGAGGAAUCCUAAGAAGGAACUUAAUGACAUCAGAUUUGAGUUCAUGCCUGGCAGAGACUCUGCUGAUGGAGUUUCUCAGGAACUGGUCUCUGCAGGACUGGUUGAUGGGAGGGACUUGGUCAUUGUUGCUGCAAACUUGCAAAAGAUUGUUGACGAUCCGCACAGUAACAAAAAUGUGACCUUUAAGCUGGCGUCCGGUGUGGAGGAGUCUGAAAUUCCUGAUGACAUUAAACUCAUCGGAUUUGCACAGCUCAGCAUCAGUUAAGUCGAGCGGAGCUGGCAACAAGGACAGCAACCGGUGGUAUUGCACAGUUGCAUUGUAGUCAAUUCCAAGAAACCACUACUGCCAAAGAGAGAAGGAGGAAGAAGAGGAGGAGAAGGAGGAUUCACAAAGCUGGCAGGAGUGUGACACUACUGCAGGAUGCACGAGGACCACAUUGAGGAGAGGCUCAGUUCAUCACAGGAAUCACACUUGAAACGUUUACAGUGCGCUUAUAAACAGGAGAAGAGAUGCAAUCAACUAUAUCAACUCCUAAAUUCUUUUUUUUUUUCUUUUCUUCCUCUUCAUUCAUAAGCACAAUCCAAACCAUCUCCUGCCAGUACUGGAAGUGAUUGCCUUUAUUAUUAUUAUUUUUAAUUAACUGUGCCACAAACUCACAAGAGUUUCUUGCCAUCUUUUUAUGGCACUUUAAGCUACACUGAAUUGGAAAAGUGUAAUCUCAGCCUUAGUCAAACUAGAUUUUACCAGUGCGAUCGGUGAAUAAUUGAGUUUAUCAGCAUUUAUUUGGUGUAAUUUACGUACGCCUAUCUGAUAACACUCUAGUAGUUUUCAUUUGGUCAUUUCUGAGUCCGAUUGGAUUUUUGUUCAAUUCUGAAGAAACGAAUAAGCUUCCUAUUUAGCGCAGUGCAGUGCAUUUUCCUGUCUGCAGCAUUAGCAUGUAUUGGUUUUGUGAAAAGAAAUGGAUUCCAAAUUAGCAUAAAACAAUUAAAACUGCUUCUGUAAAUGCAGUUAGACCAGUCAGAUGGUGUUCUUCUACAAACAGGAUUAUUCACACAGAUUUAGACUCGUUUAAUAUUCUUGUACUAUGCAAUAGUUACUAUUUUCUUUUGAUAGUAUGUGAACACUGGCUGAAAUAUCUCUCACUUUUUGCGCUUGUAUCUUUAUGAAGUUCAUAAAAAGUCAACCGGCAUAAGAGGCAGCUUUAAGAAACCGCUGCUUUACGAGCUUGCUGAUGAAUACUAAACCUCACACACGGGUCAUUCUCUUCUUUUUUAAGUCCCAGAUGAAACGUCGAUGGGGUGGGUUUCCUGUUUACCAAUGUUGACGUAAAAGCUGCGAAGAAUCCUUAAUGCUGGUGGCGGACGUCAGGCUCUGGGCAGUUUGGGUUACAGGUUGACUGUUGAUGAACUUCUAUGCACGCGCAAAAAACGAAAAUAUUCAACCAAGGUGAAAUACAGCGUAAAGGGGCAGUUCUUCCACAAUUUAAAGUCCAUAUCUGAGAUUUGUCUCCGGUAAAGGAGGUCAGAAGAUGUUUGUGAAUGAUCUAAUACUCUUUCUUGAACUCUUUCUGCUGUAGUAUAAUUCAAAAGUAAGUUCUCAGUGCAAAUCACGCCAAAUUAAAUUCUAUUCAUCUGUCUAAGGGGGGCGAUCUGACCACAAGAUCAUAUAAUACUCAAGACUGAUGAUUGGAUGUGCAGUGUUUCUUCCUAGUAUUGACAUUCAGUGAAGUACAGACACAUAAGAAAUGGCUGAUUUCAAUUUAAUGCAAUAUUAUAGUAAUAAAAAUAAUAUCUUAGUUUGUGUAGUACUUUUAAAGCCCGCAAAGUGCUUCAAAAUAUAAAAAGAUUUAAUAUUAAAGCAAAAAAAAAAUCUAUAUACAGCACAUGCACACACACAUACAAAGGCAACAUACAUAUGUCCACUAAAAAUUAAAAACACUAUAAAACAAGUGCAUUUUCAAUGGCAAGACCUGCGCUUAAAAUACAUUAAAGGUGCCUCUAAUUCCACUGUUGAUAUGUGUUAAGAUACCAAUUAAUAUCUGAGUUGUCUUAGAUGAUUAACAGAAGUGGUUUCCAUGAAUUCAGUAGACUGUGGUGGUCCAUCAUAGUCCAAUUUGUCCUGACAUAGACUGAUACUGAGCUGAAGAUGAUUUUGACACUAAUUAUAGUAACACACCGUCCGACCCACUAGUCCCUCUUGUAUUCCACUGUCACAGAUAAGACCAGCCUCCCACCUGCAGAUGCACCCUGAAAAUGUCACAUCUUUAACAUGACAUUCUCUUUGGAGGGAUUUUUUCAUUUCUUUUCCACAUGUCAGUGUUCUGCAAAAAAACCCAAAAAAAACCCCCACUAUUUAGCAGAAACACUGUUGCUGCCCAAAAUGAUUCAGAUUCAGAAACUCAAGCUAACCAGACAACAACAACAGUGCAUUAUACCAGACUGAUCUCCACCACUGUCAGCAUUAUUAGCAAGUGUGAAUAUACAGUCGUGG